This is a messenger RNA of Ictidomys tridecemlineatus (thirteen-lined ground squirrel), 2325 nucleotides long. The record is from RefSeq and is a predicted model, not a curated record. Lineage: Eukaryota; Metazoa; Chordata; Mammalia; Rodentia; Sciuridae.
GCCAGCCACUGCAAGUGCGUGGGUGGGUCCGGGAAGCAGAUGCGCGGCGACAGCCUGCAGGAGGUCGCUCAGGCUUGUGCAUUGUCCAUGCUCCGUGCUGCUCAGUCGCUCAAAGCCAGCUUCCAGACGACAGAACUUUGCAAAACGGCCGCUGAAAUCUUCUUUUGAGCAGCCGCCAAAGUCUUCUUUUGAGCAAAUUUUUAGAACGACUGCCAAAGCCCUGGAAACUUGGCCUGUCCCCGCCGCCGAGUUGGGGUCCACCAGGAGGCUGCAGUUGAGCAUGCUCUGAGGGGACAUCAGGGCAUCCGGGAUGGCCCCUAUGAAGAGGAAGUGCAUUUGUGACCUGUGCUGCUGCGGGUAAGGCAGCACACCUCCUCAGAAGAGCGUGGAGGAGGAAAGCAGCUCACUUCAUGGCAGCCAGUAAACAGAGAAUAACAAGAAGGCUCAGGGAAGAAGCACCUUGCAGGACAUGCCCCAGGGACCCACCUACUCCAGCUACACCCCAUCUGCCUACAGUUACCACCCGGCGGCAUCACUGUCCACACCUCCCUACCAAGAUUUAUGAUCAGACACAGAAACCAUGUCUUCUCUCCGAAUAUACCGAGAACUACCCUGUCUACCACUCUUACCUGCCCAGAGAGUCCUUCAAGCCCCGGAAGGAGUACCAGAAGGGGUCCAUACCGAUGGAAGGCCUGAGCACAUCAAGGAGAGAUUAUGGGCCUCACAAAAUGGCACCAGUGAAAAUCUACAAGCCUGAACCAUUCAUCCCAAGUGGAGAGAAUAUGGAUUUACUCACAACUUAUAAACAAGAUUAUAACCCCUACCCUCUCUGUCGAGUGGACCCCAUCAAACCUCGGGACAGCAAAUAUCCAUGUGGUGACAAGAUGGAAUGUCUGCCUACUUAUAAAGCUGAUUAUUUACCUUGGAACCAACCAAGACGGGAGCUACUUCGUCCAGAACACAAACACUGGCUGGAAUCCACCAAAUUUGACAGCAGAACCACACACCAGGAUGACUACUCCAUGAAGGGCCUCGUGACCACCAGGAGCUGUAAACCCCCAGCCAUGCCCAACCUUUGUAAUAUCCCCCUGGAGGACCUGACCAACUACAAGAUGAGCUAUGUGGCACACCCUGUGGAGAAGCGCUUUGUGCACGAGGCAGAGAAGUUUAGACCCUGUGAAAUCCCCUUCGAGAGCAUCACCACACACAAAGAGUCCUACCGAGGCCUACUAGGGGAGCCUGCCAAGAGCUCGAAGCCUCCAGCCAGGCUACCUGGGACAGACACACCAUUCUUGAACACCACCGAGUUUCGAGAUAAGUACCAAGCUUGGCCAAUGCCCCAGUUAUUCUCCAAAGCUCCAGUUGCUUAUGUCCCUCCUGAAGAGAAGAUGGAUCUUCUGACAACAGUACAAGCCCAUUACACAUACCCUAAGGGUGCCCCUGCUCAGUCCUGCCGACCGGUGCUCCCCAUCAAGAAGAGCUUCCGUUUCGAAGGCUCUACUACCACCAAGGACGACUAUAAGCAGUGGGACAGCAAACGCACAGAGAUGGCCAAGCCCAUCCCCCACCUGGGCUUUCCCACAGAGCCCUUGGACUGUCUGACCACCUUUCGGGCCCACUAUGUGCCCCAUCCACCUAUCAGUACCAAAAGCUGUAAGCCCCCUUGGUCUGGCCCUCGAGCAAAUAUUCCUUUGGAGGGCCAGACCACCUAUUCCAUCAGCUUCACUCCCAAGGAAAUGUGCAAGUGCCCAGCUGCAUACCCUGAGCCCCCUGGUUACAUCUUUGAGGAGGUGGAUGCUCUGGGGCACAGGUUGUAUAGGCCGGUUUCUAGGCCAGUCUCUCAGAGGAGCAGCUUGCUUUCUGGAGGUGAUGCAGAAAACCCUAACCAGAUGGAUUUGGCAGUGUCAGCCUGAUUCUGAAAAAUUUUUAUUUAGAAAUUGCACAAAUACUUUUAAAAGCAAACUAUUGAGAAUUAUUCCUUGGACAAAAACCAAAUUCCCCAAAAUAGGGGUGGGGAAAGAAAGAAAAACAGAACAAAAACCAACUUCAUUACCAAUUCCAGGACACUUGAAUAAAUUGAGAAUCACUGACUCAAGGAAAAUGACAUUUAAUCACUAACUAUCCUCUCUUAAUGCUUCCUCUACCAUCUCCCCCGCCACCCGCUCAGGUCCCUUACCUUGUACUCAUGGAAUCAAAGGUGGUCUCAGGUUUUUCUCUGACUCCAGAUGUAGUUUAUUAUUUUAAUCAUUGUAUGAAUUGACAUAAUGAUCAAUCCUUGUCAAGUCUGAAGUGUCAAAGAAUAAAUUUUAUUUUGGGGGGACUGUA